AUGUUAUACGAAACUGAUAAUCACAAUCAUCCAGGAAGUGCUGUUUCCAGUGAAAUUCGAAUAUUUGAAGAAAAAAUUCGUCGUCGUGCUCCUGACUUUAAACAUAUAAAACGAAAUAUUCAACAUCAUCGCGCAAAAAAUGAUUUACCGAAAAUUCCACAUGAUAAAACAUUUGAUCAAAUUCCUGAUAAAUUAGCAACAACGAAACGCAAUAGUAAAUUUCUACAAUUUGAUUCUGGACCUGGUAAUGAUCGCUUAUUGAUCUUUUCAUCUGUUGAUCAAUUACAGGUACUGGACAAUUGUGAAGAAUUAUUAGUCGAUAGCACAUUUAAGAAUCCCAAAUCUCUAAUGAUGGAUUUUGAGAGAGCUGCCAUUAAUGCAUUUGGAGGUAGUUUUACAACGACAACAAAUCCUUCAACAAUGUCGGGUUGCUUUUUCCAUUUACAAAAUAAUAUUCAACGUAAAGUUCAAGAAUUGGGUUUUAAAACAAAUUAUGAACAAGACCCUGUAUUCGCACAUAAUGUCAGUAAAAUUGCUGCUCUAGCAUUUCUUCAACCAGCAGAUGUUAGUCAAGGUUUUGACGAUCUUCAUAAUUCAUCACCACCAAUGCUUCAUUCACUACUUGAUUACUUUGAAGACACUUAUAUAGGCAGACAACGGUCACAGGGACGGUCCCAACCUAUGUUUUCAGUUGAAUUCUGGAAUAUGCAUCAACGAACAACUGAUCUUUCCAUGCGCACGAAUAAUUCAGCUGAACCUUGGCACCGUCGUCUUAACUCCAUCAUUCAAUGCCAGCAUCCUACCCUUUGGGCUUUCAUUGAAAGUCUACAGAACGAAGAAUAUUUUAUUCAUUGUCAAUUAAUUAAACUUAAUUCUGGUCAAAAAGUUGAACCAAGUAAAAAGUAUUUAAAUUAUAGUAAACGUCUGCGUCAUUUAAUUACGCAUCCACAUCCAACCUUACUACAACAAUUAGAAGGACUCGCUCAUAAUUUAUAA
This is a messenger RNA of Didymodactylos carnosus, 996 nucleotides long. The record is from the annotation of a GenBank genome assembly. NCBI's taxonomy places the organism in Eukaryota, Metazoa, Rotifera, Eurotatoria, Philodinida, Philodinidae.